Molecule: messenger RNA, 1966 nt
Organism: Spinacia oleracea (spinach)
Lineage: Eukaryota; Viridiplantae; Streptophyta; Magnoliopsida; Caryophyllales; Amaranthaceae
Product: protein DEFECTIVE IN MERISTEM SILENCING 3
Exons: 8
Coding region: 139-1680 (513 amino acids)
Source: RefSeq, a predicted model, not a curated record
UAUUAUUGACCAGGGCCUGGGCCAAUUGGAAAAUUACGCCACACGGAGCUUCGUCAUUUUGUAAGAUCUUGUUUCAAAUACCGAACAGCCCGUAGAAACUAGAGAGAGAAAGCGACGGUGGGACUUCGGCAGCUAACCAUGUUUCCGACGAGUUCUCCGAUCCCAAUAAAUACCCAGUCGCUGGUUGUCCAAGAUAUUGCAGCUCUAAAUCGUGUAGAUUCGUUUAACUCUUCUGGAAAUUCUGCAAAUGAAGGAUCAAAUGGGGCACUUCCUUAUGCAAAUUCCAUAAUGUCUAAUUCUAAGAAAUUGCAAGAUGAAAUUGAAAAAUCUGGGAGUAAAAUGAAGCAGCACGAAGACAAUAUAAAAUUUCUGAAGGCUCAGAAAAAUCAGCUGGAUGAUGCCAUUCUUGAUGUGCAAGUUAGCCUUGGUAAGUAUAUUUCCUCAAGUGCACACAAGACUGAAGACGGGGUUCCUUCUCAAGUUCGAAAUGAGGAUGAAACAAUCGCUCAAAUCUUAAAGCAUGAAAAUUCUGCUGCUGGUAUUUAUUGCCAACUCAAACUUCGUCAUGGUUCUCAAGUUUCAAAUCCAUCUAUGUGCGAAGAUAUUCUUGGUGUUGUUGCCUCUUUAGGCAAAGUAGAAGAUGAUAACCUCAGCAGGCUUUUUUCUGAGUAUUUGGGCUUGCAGACUAUGCUCGCAGUUGUCUGUAAGACGUAUGAAGGUAUCAAAGCCUUGGAAAUAUAUGAUGGUGAAGGACUUGUGAAUAAAGGUUCUGGUAUACACGGCGUCGGAGCUUCUAUUGGACGGGCUUUGGAGGGUCGUUUUUCGGUGAUGUGUCUUGAAAACUUAAGACCAUAUGUUGGUGAGUUUUUGUCCAACGACCCUCAGAGGAGACUUGAUAUUCCGAAGCCAAGACUGCCUACUGGUGAAAUUCCAGCUGGCUUUCUUGGCUUUGCUGUAAAUAUGGUUCAUGUGGAUAGGCCUCAUAUCUUUUGUUUGACUUCAAAUGGGUGUGGCCUCAGGGAGACAUUGUUGUACAAUCUAUUCUCACGUCUUCAAGUUUAUAGAACGAGAGCUGAGAUGCUUCUUGCUCUUCCAUGCAUCAGUGAUGGAGCCAUCUCUUUGGAUGGUGGAAUUAUCAAGUCUACUGGUGUGUUCUCCCUUGGUAACAGGGAAGAUGUAGAUGUGAGGUUCCCUAAAUGCUCCAUAAGGGAAGGUCUCCCUGAGAAGUAUUAUGAACUUGAAAAUCAGAUAAAGCAGAAGAAAUUGGAAAAGAAGAGAAUUCAAGAUGAUAUCCGGAGAGAACAGGCAAUGUUAGAACAAGAGAAGUACACUUUCUCCUUGAAAAAACAAGAUUUUCUGAAGUUUCUAGCCGACAGCUCGACUUUCAUGGCACAGCAUCAAUUGCAGGCAACUGCAGUACAAAACCGACAAGGUCCUGAUAUGAUGAAUCAAAUGCAGGCAACUGGAGUUCAAAACCGACAAGGUUCUGAUAUGUUGCAUCAAAUGCAGGCAACUCCGGUACAAAACCGACAAGGUCCUGAUAUGUUCAAUCAAAUGCAGGCAACUGCAGUACAAAACCGACAAGGUCCUGAUAUGUUCAAUCAAAUGCAGGCACCUGCAGUACAAAACCGACAAGGUCCUGAUAUGUUUCCCGUUGGAGGAAUAAGACUGCCACAAUAACCUCGUUGAAGAACAUGAGAGGUUUGGUUCGGAGCUAAUGAAGUAUACCACUUAAACUUCUGGGGCUCCAUAUGGUGGCAGAUUAGGUUAUUAGUUUGUAGGUUCUUUGUAGUUGGUAGUUUGGAACAGUAAUGUGCAGUAGCAAAUGAAUUCCUUCCAUCUCUAUCUUUCCCUUUGGCAGGGAUGUGAAGUUUUGACUUUGAACUAUUCUAACUUGUAUUUUUGAAUCGUGUUAAAAAGGUUAUUUUGGGGGCUUCCUAAAAGCUUGCCCCCAUCAUUUUCUGAA